AUGAUCACUGCCUAUUUAAGUCAACAGACUCGUAGGACUACUCAACAGGCCUUUCGUAGAAUCACGUCUCGCUCAUUAGCCACUCAACACAACCCCGUGGUUGAAAAAGACUGUUCCUCCAUCACUCCUCCUUAUGCCAAGUUAACCAAGAAUCUUGAUCUCGUCAAGCGUAUUUUGGAUAACCGCCCUCUCACCUUGGCUGAGAAGGUUGUUUAUUCUCACUUGACAAAUCCUGAAGAAACUGUGCCUGUCAGAGGUGAAACCUACUUGAAGCUGUCUCCUGAUCGUGUUGCUAUGCAAGAUGCCUCUGCUCAAAUGGCUCUUCUUCAAUUCAUGCUCUCUGGCAUGCCUACUACUGCUGUUCCCAGUAGUAUCCAUUGUGAUCACUUAAUUGCUGCCAACGAAGGUGCUGAUAAGGAUGUCGCUCAGUCCAUCAUUGCCAACAAGGAGAUUUUCGACUUUUUGGAAAGUGGUGCUAAAAAGUACGGUAUUGCUUUUUGGAAGCCUGGAAGCGGUAUUAUCCAUCAAAUCGUGUUGGAGAACUAUGCUGCUCCCGGUGGCUUGAUGCUCGGUACCGAUAGCCAUACCCCUAAUGCAGGUGGUUUGGGUAUUGUUGCUAUUGGUGUUGGCGGUGCUGAUGCUGUAGAUGCUAUGGCCAACAUUCCUUGGGAAUUGAAGGCUCCCAAUGUCAUUGGUGUCAAGCUGACCGGUCAGUUAAGUCCCUGGGCUAGCCCUAAAGAUGUCAUCUUGAAGAUGGCUGGCCUUUUGACUGUUCGCGGUGGCACUGGCCAUAUCAUUGAAUACUUUGGUGAGGGUGUCAAGACAUUGUCUUGUACUGGUAUGGCUACCAUGUGUAAUAUGGGUGCCGAAGUUGGUGCUACUACCUCUCUCUUCCCUUACACCGACAGCAUGCGUUCCUACUUGAACUCUACUGGCCGUCGUGCUGUUGGCCAAGCUGCUGAUGCCAACCUUGAAUUCUUGCGUGCUGAUGCUGGUGCUCACUAUGACAAGGUCAUUGAAAUCAACCUCUCUGAAGUGGAGCCCCAUAUCAACGGUCCUUUCACUCCCGAUUUGAGCACUCCUCUGAGUAAAUUCAAGGACUUUAUUGCUGAGAAUGGCUGGAAGGAUGAUCUGACUUCUUCAUUGAUUGGCAGCUGUACCAACUCAUCUUACCAAGAUAUGUCUCGUGCUGCUUCUAUCGCUAAGCAAGCCUCAGAUGCUGGUGUCAGCAUUCAAUCCCAAUUCUUGGUCACUCCAGGUUCCGAGCAAAUUCGUGCUACCAUUGAGCGUGAUGGACAGCAACAAGUGUUUGAAAGCGUGGGUGGUCAAGUCUUGGCCAAUGCAUGUGGUCCUUGUAUCGGUCAGUGGAAGCGUUCUGAAAAGAAGGGCGAAGAGAAUGCCAUUUUAACCUCGUUCAAUCGCAACUUCCGUAGUCGUAAUGAUGGCAAUGCUCAAACUAUGAACUUUUUGGCCGCUCCUGAGAUUGUCACCGCCAUGGCAUUUUCCGGUAAACUGUCAUUCAACCCCAUGACCGAUAGCUUGAAGGACAAGGAUGGUAACGACUUCAAGUUCCAACCUCCCACUGGUGAUGAUCUUCCUAUCAAUGGCUUCGAAGCUGGCCGUGCCACUUAUGAGCCUCCUUCUCCUACCCCAACUCCCGAUGCCUCUGUCGAAAUCAGCAUUGAUCCUAAAUCAUCUCGUCUUCAAGCCUUGGAUGCCUUCGAGCCCUGGAAUGGCGAGGAAUUCAAGGACAUCCGUGUUCUUGUUAAAGUCAAGGGAAAGUGUACCACUGACCACAUCUCUGCUGCUGGUCCCUGGUUAAAGUACAAGGGUCACUUACAAAACAUUGCUGAAAACACCUUGAUUGGUGCUCAAAAUGCGGACAAUGGCAAGGUCAACUUGGUCAAGAAUGUUACCAACGACACUGAAGAUACCAUCCCUGAAGUAGCCAAGUCCUACAAGAGCCAAAAUAUCGAAUGGACCGUCAUUGCUGAUCACAACUAUGGUGAGGGCUCUGCUCGUGAACAUGCUGCUUUGCAAGUGCGUUAUUUGGGUAGCCCUAUGAUCAUCUCAAGAUCAUUUGCUCGUAUUCACGAAACCAAUUUGAAGAAGCAAGGCGUUUUGCCAUUGACAUUCAAGAACGACGCUGAUUAUGAAAAGAUCAAUGGUGGUGAUGUGAUUGAGACACAAGGCUUGAAAACUCUGGCUCCUGGUUCUCCUGUCAAGCUGAUUGUUACCAAGCCUGAUGGCUCCAAGAUUUCUAUUGAUGCUGUUCAUACUCUAAGCGAGGAUCAAUUGCAAUGGAUCCGCGAAGGCUCAGCACUGAAUCUCAUCAAGAAGAACGUCGCUUCAGCUUAA
This is a messenger RNA of Mucor velutinosus, 2358 nucleotides long. RefSeq lists its product as uncharacterized. Gene Ontology annotation, cellular component: cytosol; mitochondrion. The transcript has 5 exons. The coding region runs from base 1 to 2358 and encodes 785 amino acids. The record is from RefSeq and is a predicted model, not a curated record. Lineage: Eukaryota; Fungi; Mucoromycota; Mucoromycetes; Mucorales; Mucoraceae. Gene Ontology annotation, biological process: tricarboxylic acid cycle. Gene Ontology annotation, molecular function: aconitate hydratase activity; 4 iron, 4 sulfur cluster binding.